ACUGCUCCCUCCGCAUCCUGCAACUGAACUAUUGAGAUGUUUGAAAUGUCAACCAAACCCUUGCCGACGAGCUCCAGCUUUUCGGACAGUUUUCCUCCCAAACACUAGGCGCCAACCAGAACGGAGAUAAACAUAGGUCUCCUAAGCGUGUAUACGUGCCCACACGCCAACAAAAGUGGCUAGGCCAACCAGCACGGGCUGUGGCACCGCGCCGGCCUCCCCAUCGACCUCCCCGCCGGCCUCCACGACCGCCACAGGUCUCACGCGAGGGCCUGUGGGCGAAAAGCGACUUGCUGUUCCGGCGAUGAGAUCUCCCCCACCGUCUUGUUCUGUUACCAGCAUCCAGGCCCUCUCCGAAUAACCCUUUGAUCUUCAUCACCUUCGUUACCUUGGUCUUAAUCACCUUCAUUAUCUGGUCCUAGUCGCCUUCAUUACGUUGACCUUUACCUCCAGCAUGGCGCCCUUGACCGACCUGCCCAAUGAGCUGAUCGAUCAGCUCUGCGGUAACCUUGACGACUGCAGGGACAUCGCGGCCUUCGCCUUAUCCUGUCGUGCCACGCACCCAGUCGCCAAUGCAGCGCUCUACCGCCACGCAUCCAUGCGCCACUCUUAUGUCCUUUGUUGGGCCUGUAAACGAGGGCGCCUUGGCACCGUGGAAAAGCUGCUGGCCUUUGGUACCGACGCGUCUGGUACUUAUCAGCAAUGGCUGAAUACAAGGCAGGAGGUGGGGGAAUACUGCCACCAGGGAAGGGAUCUACAAGACGACUUUGACUGCAAACGCGACUCUGUGCCAGAGUCGUUCUGCCCGGCGUCCGUGGGGCUAUUUUCAAACCGCCGGGCUACCGACCUGGAGAUGUUCGAGCCGGCCGUUCCUAUUGGCGAUGACGCGCCAUUUUGUCCUUCGUCAUGGUGGGACCACGACCCUCAGCUUCCCGCGAUCAGCCUCGAUCGGGACCAGGAGCCUCGCUUCCGUCAGACGACCGAGGACCAAAAGUCAACAUUCACCCCACUUCAUCUAGCUGCAACGGGUGGGCACAUCGCAGUGGCGCGGCUGUUGCUAGACCAUGGAGCCCACAUCGAUGCCCCAGCGCUCCGUAUUUGCAAAUGCGAGCGAUUGCUGCUGUGCCGUCGGAAUCACUUCCACGGCUACUUUGUCCGUUCUGACGGAACCGGGCCUCCGCCAAUCGCAACGACCCCUCUCCACCUGGCGCUCUGCCAGGGGCAGGGCGCCAUGGCCAAGAUGCUCCUCGAAAGGGGCGCCGCUCACGACCUCGACGAUCCGAGAUGGAAGUCCCAUGUCCUGCAUUUGGCGGCCGCACACGGCCAGAUCGAAGUGCUCAAGAUGCUGCUUGCUGGGGACGGCAUCAAGGACAUAAAUAUUCAGGACUGGAACGGCCUUACUCCCUUGUGCUAUGCCUACGUAAACCGUCAGCGGGAGGUGCUUUGCUGGCUGUUGGACCAAAAGGCCGACGUAGACGCUCGGCUCGGGAACGACAUCACGCUGCUUCAUCUUGCCUGCAUCGACGGUGCCUUUUCCAUCGCUAGCCGUCUGGUUGACGCCGGAGCCGACGUCAAAAGGCCUUGCUUCAUCACCAACGCCUGGGGCCCGACGUGGCCGCUAGAGCUGUGCGCGCUGGCCCAUUAUUCAAAGUCGAGCCGCGCAUACGCACGAAACAACAGGGAGCUGCACCGGCACAGGUUUGAACAGCGCAGGCUCGAGCUGAUGCAGAGGUUGCUGGCGGCUGGAGCAUCCCCGCACAACCUCAGGAGGCAAGCAGCUCCUGAAACAGAUCUGUCCAACCCCCACCGCGGCAUCUCGCCCUUGUCGAUUGCCACAGCCCAAAACUGCAUACCCAUGCUCGAGCUCCUCCUCGCGGCAGGAGCUGACCCAGCACAGGAUGGCACCCUGCUCAUCCACGAGGCCAUCUACCCGGAAUGCAUAAGGUGGGAAGCAAGAAGCAGCAGCCCGCUCGAGACACUACAGUGGCUCGUGGCCCAUGGAGUCUCUACAAAGUCCCAGUCGAGGAUAAUGGCUCUUGCAGCAGUCGCGGUUGUGGAGCAGCCGGCGGGCUGCUCCUGGAAAGAAGAAAUCCUCGCGUGGCUCAUUGCCAAUGGUCUCAACCAAGUGUUCAGCGUCAUCAUCCACCGGCGAACCUCCGAGCCCCAGAGACGGGUGCAUCCCUUUACCUUCUUCGAGUGGCUCUCUCACAUAUACCCACGCUCUGUCAUGCGCAGUCUUUCCUUCCCCUCUCCUCUAUCACAUUUUGAUUGCCCUUCCUGCCUGAUACACCAUAACCAUUACGCUCGUGACGUCACGUCGCCCCUUGCCGCAGCAUUGGUGAGCGGGGACCAGAGCAUCUGCCGAAUGCUUAUUGAAACAGAUGCUCUACUCGACAUGUCUGAUGCCUUCCAGUACUUCAUCAACAAUGCGAGGGGUGACUGGCUGCCUAUACGCGAUUGGGACUCGUGGAGGCUCUACAAAUCUAGCACAAGAGAACGGCUCAUGGCAAAGAUGAGACAGAACACCGAGGUAUUGGCCUUGGUCCUUAGGCUCGAUGCUGACUAUCAGAUCAGAGGAGAUGCAAGCACGUUUUUAAACCUUAUACUGCCGAUUGGACUGUACGCCUCCCACAUCCUGAUGGAAGCACCUCUUCCGACACAGAAAGCCCUCUACGACCAGCUCGAGAUGAGUUCGCCCGAGAGAGCCCACAUCGAUGCGAGCGACGACGAGCCGCGCAAACCCCAUGUUGGCGACCUCGCCACGUUCUAUCGCAUACGCGAUCAGCAGCUUCCCGCGGGACCGCAGCCUGUAGCCUGGGACUUGGCCUUCCGGCUGUUGACUGCCAUCCUGGCUCAAAACUGGGAUGCCGCCUACUUUCUCCUGAGCCGUUGCCCCGACCUGUCCUGGACUAAAGGCGGCGACCUGGGGCACUAUGCCCAAAUCAUCUCGGCCCUCAGGCUGGCCCCAUCACCGGAUGUUGUGGGCUUGGAGAACUACCUGUCGCUGAUUAUGAGGUGGUAUCACCGUCCCGCUGGCUUUGCUGCCGAACAAAACGACGAGGACAUCCUCGCGUCGCUCCUGCAACAAGCCUGCGAGGGCAGCAUGGACAUCCGGGGCCACUUCCUCCCCGAAGAUCUCGCCGGCGCCCGCCGUGCACUCGAGCGUCGCCCAUGCCGCAUAGGGACUGUAAACCCGAGCGGGGACGAGUACGGCCGUCCCAGGGCCUUGACAGCCUGGUUCGAGGCUGUCUGCUGCAACCUAGGCCAGAUCGAGGCGAGCCCAGAGGCCCGCGAGGAGGUGCCGCUGAGGCUGCUCCAGCUCCUGAGGGCGGGCGGGCACCCCCGAGACUCCGCCAGCGUGCGCAACCCGUGGAACUUCUUCGUCGCCAAGAAGGAGCCCGCGGCCCGGAAUCCGUGGUUGGGCUCGCACCGCGUCGCAGCAUCGCGGGUCUUUGAGGGGCUGAAGAUCAUAUCUUUAAAUGAGGAUAUUGACGGCUCUAUCGCUAUAGAGCUGGAGCUAGGAGGGGUCCGAGAGAGGUUGAGCUACGAUGCAUAGUUGAAUGGACGGCAUCCUGGCACGCCCACCACAAAAAAGAUGGCAGUUUUACAGGCCCUAUAGACAGAUUAGAUCAAAUUGCUAGUGCUAUAAGCUUUCCUAUGUGGGCUUUCCUAUGUAGACUUUCCUAUUCUAAUUCUUCCUGCUGUUAUUCCUUUUACCAUUCCUAUUUUUAUUCAUAUUUUUAUUCCUAUUUUUGUUUUAGCUUUUAUCCUACUAUUGGCAAGCGGUACCUCCAGCCUCACAGGGGGCUUAACUCCGGAAUAAUGCAAAUGCCGACUUCUGGGGGUAAAUCGAAUUUUUUUUUCCAUGGGAAGGUAGGAG
Molecule: messenger RNA, 3880 nt
Organism: Gaeumannomyces tritici R3-111a-1
Lineage: Eukaryota; Fungi; Ascomycota; Sordariomycetes; Magnaporthales; Magnaporthaceae
Exons: 1
Coding region: 455-3556 (1033 amino acids)
Molecular function (GO): protein binding
Source: RefSeq, a predicted model, not a curated record